CGAGCGGCGGAGAUACGGAGGAGGGAGGGGGGGGGGGGGGGGGGAGCGCGAUGGGUUGGAUCCCGUGCUCCGGCGUUUCGAAGUCGAAGAAGAAGGAGAUGAGCGCGCGGAACCGGCCGUUCGAUCACCACGGCAAGUCUUCCUCAGAGAGAUUGAAAUCGAAUUCUUCACUGAGUGGAACGGAGGCCUCGCGAGGGGGUGGGUCUGACCAGAUUGCAGCGCAGACUUUUAGCUUCCGAGACCUGGCAGUUGCAACUAGGAAUUUCAGAGCAGACUGUCUUUUGGGUGAGGGAGGUUUUGGUAGAGUGUAUAGAGGCCGUCUGGAAACUAAUCAGGUUGUGGCUAUCAAGCAACUUGAUCGAAAUGGGUUGCAGGGAAACAGGGAGUUCCUUGUUGAAGUAUUGAUGCUGAGUCUGCUUCACCAUCCUAACCUUGUCAACCUCAUAGGCUAUUGUGCUGAUGGAGACCAGAGGCUUCUGGUCUAUGAAUACAUGCCAUUGGGAUCUUUGGAAGACCAUCUACACGACACUUCACCUGGUAAGAAAGAACUUGACUGGAACACUAGAAUGAAAGUAGCAGCUGGGGCAGCGAAAGGUUUGGAAUACUUACAUGACAGAGCUAGCCCUCCUGUGAUCUACAGAGACCUGAAAUGUUCCAACAUUUUGCUUGAUGAGGGAUAUCAUCCCAAGCUAUCUGAUUUCGGCUUAGCCAAACUCGGGCCCGUAGGUGAUAACACUCAUGUAUCUACCAGGGUUAUGGGCACCUAUGGAUAUUGCGCUCCAGAGUAUGCUAUGACUGGUCAACUGACACUCAAAUCAGAUGUCUACAGCUUUGGCGUGGUCCUUUUGGAAAUUAUAACUGGCAGGAAAGCAAUCGACAAUUCAAGAGCUGCGGGAGAACAAAACCUGGUUGCAUGGGCAAAACCAUUGUUCAAAGAUCGAAGAAAGUUUAUGCUUAUGGCUGACCCGGUGCUCCAAGGUCAUUGCCCUCCAAGGGGGUUGUACCAAGCUCUUGCAAUUGCUGCAAUGUGCGUCCAGGAGCAGCCUAAUUUGCGUCCAGUCAUCGCUGAUGUCGUCACAGCUCUGACAUAUCUUGCUUCCCAAAAAUAUGAUCCUGAUACCCAAUCAGCCCUGAGCAACCAAUUUGCUCCUCUUACCCCUCCUAGAGUUAAGAAAGUAAGCUUCAAGAAGCUCAACAGUGGUAAAAUAUCAGACAGAGAGAAAACCAAGAAGAUUAAGUGAGUCCUAUGGUACCAGGUUUAGGACAGAACUUUUCGGGAUACUCGGUGUCUGAGGGUCGCUCUUUGACCCAGCCAAUGCAGCUGCUGGUCCGAAGCGCUCUGUUUUACUUUCGAAGCGAUUACACUACAGAUUACAUUCUAGCGAUCAAAGUUAACUCCUUGUUUAUGCAUGCCAUCAAUUAGAUCUUUUAUGGUUUCCUAUGGGGGUGGCUUCCGAACUUUCCUUGCCGUAAGUGUAUGCAAACAGCCUUGUAAGUAGUUUUACCACUUUCUUGGCCCUUCUUUGUCUCUCUGCCCCAUGUAUAUAGCCUUCCUAUUUCUUUCUGGCUUUCUUUUAGAUCUGCAAUUCUUCCUUUAGCUGUGGUGUGGCUUUGACCCUGAUCUUACUUAAUACAUCAUGUGUUUGAUA
Messenger RNA from Syzygium oleosum, 1649 nucleotides. RefSeq names its product probable serine/threonine-protein kinase PBL7. NCBI's taxonomy places the organism in Eukaryota, Viridiplantae, Streptophyta, Magnoliopsida, Myrtales, Myrtaceae. The record is from RefSeq and is a predicted model, not a curated record. Gene Ontology annotation, molecular function: protein kinase activity; ATP binding. The transcript has 5 exons. Gene Ontology annotation, biological process: protein phosphorylation. The coding region runs from base 51 to 1241 and encodes 396 amino acids.